This is a messenger RNA of Fusarium poae, 3507 nucleotides long. RefSeq lists its product as uncharacterized. Bases 1 to 3507 code for a protein of 1168 amino acids. Gene Ontology annotation, molecular function: protein binding; ATP hydrolysis activity. The transcript is spliced from 2 exons. The record is from RefSeq and is a predicted model, not a curated record. NCBI's taxonomy places the organism in Eukaryota, Fungi, Ascomycota, Sordariomycetes, Hypocreales, Nectriaceae.
AUGAGCUUCGGCUACUCUGUUGGCGAUGUGCUCGCCAUCAUUGCACUGGCCAACAAAAUCCGCAAAGGAUUUAUUGGAGCACCAGAACAAUACAAAUGCAUCAAUCAAGACGUUCGAUCGCUCUCCAUCGUCAUACAAGAUGGCUAUGCGAAUCUGGACCACAUGUCAGAAGAACAAGCUACCAACUUCAACGAGAUCCUAGCAACGUGUCAGACUCUACUCCAAAAGCUGGAAAGUAUAUUGAGCAAGUGGAGCGUCAUAUCGGAUACAAGCAAAAGCAAGACAGCGCAAAGAUUGUGGGAAAGGCUGAGGUGGGAACCAGAUGAGAUUAUUGAUUUACGAACGCAAAUCACGUCCAAGAUUACACUUUUGAAUGCCUUUAACGACCAAGCAACAAGCCACAACGUUGCAAAACUCGUUCGUCGGAACGACAAUGACGAAGAACAAGCCAUGUUGGAUUGGAUUAGCUCAAUCGACUACAUCCCCCAGCAAAAUCAUCUAGUCAGCAGACUCCAACCCAACUCGAGAAAGUGGCUUUUUGAUUCAGCAGAGUAUCAGAAUUGGGAAACGCAGAGAGGUCAGGUUUUGUUUUGUCCAGGUGACCCUGGAACCGGUAAAACCUUCACAGCGGCCAUUGUGCUUGAAACGUUACAGGAGCAGACACGAGAUAAUCCGGAUGUACUGAACACGUUUGUCUACUGCACAUACCAAGCACCAGACCAGGAUGCCCGGGGUCUGAUUUCGAGCCUGCUGCGCAAUUCUCUCCAACAAGCUAUGAGUAUACCCGAGGCUAUUUUUUCCAAAUGUCAUCGGAAGCGCAGCGCCAACCAGUCCCUAUUAAGAGACGAGGGGUUAAAGCAUCUGGAAACACUAUACGGUUCGUUCGAGAGAGUUAACUUGGUGGUGGACGCUUUGGACGAAAUACCGACAGAAGUGAGCCGGCCUUUCAUCACAGACAUACUUAAACUACAAAAGAUCUGUGAGCUCAAUUUGUUAGUGACGUCUCGCCGAAUUCCAGAAAUACUGAACCAGUUUACUGCUCAUGGGGCAGCUAUUCUGGAGAUUCGUGGAAGCGACAAAGACAUUCGUCAGUUUUUAAAUGAUUCUAUCUUCCAAUUGCCCCAGUUUGUUGCCAGAGAUGAAACGUUUCAGGCUGAGAUCAUCGAAAGAAUAACUGAAGCCAGUUCAGGCGUGUUUCUUCUCGCGGAACUUCAUUUGCGAUCUUUAAAGAACAAAAAGUCCCGCAGAGCCCUACGAACAUCACUCGACAAGUUGGCAGUUGGAUCGGAUGCAUACGACGAUGCUUACCAAGAUGCCAUGACAAGAAUCGCUGGGCUGGGUCCUGAGUCCGAAGCACUUGCUAAGCAAGCUUUGCUCAUACUAAUAUCCGCCAGGGAACCCUUGGGGACAGAAGAUCUGGCAUAUGCAUUAUCUAUUGAACCAGACAGUGAAACCAUUGAUGAUGAAAACGUCCCAGACAUUGAGGACGUCGCAGGUGUGUGCGCAGGCCUGAUGAUCGUUGACAAGGAGAGCAACAUCGUCAGGCUCGUACAUAAGUCGGCACAUGAAUAUUUUGAACGCCAUCAGGCACAGCUAUUCCCAUGUGCCAGCGACACAAUGGCACGUCUUUGCAUCAAAUACCUCGAUCUGGCAAGUUCAAAAUCAGGAUUCUGCAAGAGUGACGAAUCGUCGCGGCCACCGUUCUGGAGUUACGCCAACAUGAAUUGGGCCUACCAUUUACGUUGCGCUGAAGAAGACAACGAGGUUAUCAAAGAGACGGAUGUUAACGAGGGUUCGAAUAUAAUGGUAUCGAACCUGCAUUCCGUGUCGACUUUGGCUAUCGAUCUGAUUGCAAGAGAUAAAGCAGGGAGCCUACCCUCCGCUCUUGAGAAGGCUUGCCAAGAAGGACGGCACGGUUUAGUGGAGUUGCUCCUUACCGUCAACAACUACGACCUAAAUCGUCAGCCGCAAGGUUCUUCGACAGCAAGGAUAAGGCCAGAUUAUGAUACAUGGUCAGAGGAGGGAAUGACAAGUAACAUGGAACAAGGCGACGACAGCAGAUACAGCUCAGAUGCGAAUGAAAGAGCUUCAUGGCAGUCAUCGGAGUCAUCGGAGUCUUGUGGCUCUUCGCAAGUUCGGGAAAGGCGGAAAAGUGACAUUUAUCUCCAAAACGGGUUGUUUCUGAUAAUCAAGGCUUCCAAUAACGGUGAUGAGGCGAUGGUCGGAGUACUCAUCAAUCAGGGGGCAGACCCUAGCCUAGUUUCAACGUCAGGUUUGACAGCUCUUUAUGUUGCGGCAGAGAACGGACACGAAAACAUAGUCUCGCUUCUUUUGGAACAACCGAAGAUUGAUCCUGAUUACAAAGUUGACGACUGGACUCCUCUACUAGUUGCUGCUUCUCGUGGUCACUCGAGAUGUGUAAAGAUCCUGCUUGAUCAUGCAAAGAGAAAUUAUAGGGACAGGAGGGGUAAUAACGCUGCAUGCCUUGCUGCCAAAGCUGGACAAGUGGAAGUGCUCAAAGAGUUAAUUCAAUGGUCGGACGUCGAGCUCGAUUCUGCAGCGGGAAACAAGCACCGUUCAGCUUUGGAAAUGGCACUCCGAGGAGGGAAUUCCCAGUCUGCCUUGUUAAUAAUACCCCUCUCCGACGUUAGUCGUAUGUAUCGACACGGGGAUAGACCAUUGCACCUAGCUACCAGAGCAGGGUGUCUUGAAGCUGUCCGAUUGCUUUUGACACGAGGUGUUCAUAUCAAUGCAAAGGACAAGAGAGGCAAAACUGCCCUUCACGUCGCUUGUUCGAUUAAAAAUCGGCAAACGAUAGAAACUAUCCUUAAACAUCCUGACACUGACAUAAAUAUCUGCGAUAAUGAUGGCAACACGCCUCUCAUUGAUCUCGUCCUUCAGGGUAGUAACAUAGACCAGGAUGAUAUGUUACUCUCUGUAAAUAUGUUACUAUCAAGGCUUGAAAUGGAUAUCAAUGUACAAAAUCGCUAUGGCAACACGGCCCUUCUCAUGGCAGCGUCUCAAGACGACAACUUCGAUAUUGAUAAAGAUGACGACAUAUUCAACGCUCUGUUUUAUCAUAAUGAUGUGGACAGAAAGCACAAAAACAGGUUCGGUCAAACAAUUUUAACUCGUGCUAUUAUGGCAGGCUCACGCAGAGUUCAUACCAUUGUAAAGGAGACAGAGCUUUCACAUCAGUUCAACGAUGUCGAUGCUGAAGGAAACACGCUGCUUUCUCUUGCUGCUCGGCACGAAUGGAAUGGAAAGCUGAAAUGGGAAGACAUAGUAGACAUGUCACCUCCAGAUGUCAUCAAUCUCAAGAACAGCCAGGGCAAAACUCCAAUCGAGGUUCACAACACAGAAUGUAAAAGUCUUUACAUACGGUAUAAGAGCCUGGGUAGUUUCUCUUUUUCCGUAAGGAGACGAUACUCGCGAGAACGCACACGACGAUACUCGCGAGAAUCCUCCCGAAGUUUUUCACCCUCUUCUUCGUAUUCAGGUGCAUAA